AUGUGGAUAGGAUCUAUUCUUUUCACCAUCAUAUUCUCGUCGGUGUUUGGCGAUAAAGAGAGGGUGAUUGAUGGGGCGGGAGCGAGGAUUCAACAUCAUCAUCACGUCGAUGGAGAAUCUGAUGAUAUCGACCAUCAGGCAAUUCUUGGCUCAAAGCAUCAAGCCGAAGAAUUCGAUCAACUCAGCCCCGAAGAAUCCCAAGCUCGCCUGAAAAUUUUGGCGAAGAAAAUGGACAAGAACGGUGAUGGAUAUGUGGAUGAAGAGGAAUUGACGAACUGGAUACAAAAUUCCAUGAAAUCUUUGGAUGAUGAAGAGGCGAUUGAGAGGAUGAAAGAAAUCGAUGUAGAUGGAGAUAAUAAGGUUUCCUGGGACGAGUACGCAGCGGAUUCAUUUCCGGAGACGGAUAUCACCAAAUUGGAUGCCGACGAUCGAAAGUUGCUUGAUGAGGACAAAAAGUAUUUCGCUGUCGCCGAUCAGGAUGGUGAUGGAAAAUUGAACGAAGAAGAGUUGAAAGCUUUCCUCAACCCCGAGAACUAUCCACAUAUGCACAAAGUACUCGUUGAGGUGACUCUUUGGGAGAAAGACGGAAAUCAAGACGGGGCGAUCGAUUUGAAAGAAUUCUUGGGCGAUAUGCACGAGCAGCCACAAAGUGAAUGGCAUGCGGUCGAAAAGGAGCGUUUCGCGAAUGAAUACGAUGCGGAUAAAGAUGGGGUUUUGAAGGGAGAAGAGAUUAGGAAAUGGCUUAUUCCUGAUCUGUAUCAAGUGGCCGUCCAGGAGGCGAAACAUUUGAUCGAGAUGGAGAAUCACACGAACUCCGACUCUCACUCGAAUUCCCAUUCAAAUUCCCAUUCUGAGCCUGGCCCUCAUCAACUACCGCCUCGUUUUGAAUGGUUUACUGAGCAAAUUGCGGGACAUCAUCCAUCGGUGGUCAAGAAUGGAAUUCGAGAGAUUGGUUUCCUGAAAGAGAAAGGCUCCAACUACAUUCUCAAAUUGCGACAGGAUGGGAAACGAGGAGAUUGUGAGAUUCGUUUCUAUCAACUCCUCAAUCGAACAUUCGCUGAUGAUUACGAUCCCGAGGACGAUAUUGGAGAACCAUUUCCGAGCAAUUGUGUGACAACACGAGACGAGAUCAACAUGACUCGUUUCAUCGCCGACGGCGGAGUGCCGCGGUUUCAUGGAUUGAAGCGGGUGCCCAUUGAUGGAAAAGAAGAGGAGUUUUUGAUCCUUGACGAUUUGACGUGUCCAUUCUCUCGGCCGGCAAUCAUGGACGUGAAAAUGGGUCGGGUCACCUAUGAUCCGGAUGCGAGUGAUAAAAAGGUCAAAUCCGAAACGGAAAAGUACCCGCCGCAGAAAUCGCUCGGUUUUCGGCUUCUUGGAUACAGGAUCCACAAAGAGGACGGAUCGGUGGAGAUUCAGGAUAAAGAUUGGGGGAAAAGCAAAGAUGAGACAAAUAUCGGACAAGCACUCCUCGAAUAUUUCACCAUUCGACCGGACGCUGUGGCGCUGAUCCUGAGAAAGGCCACCCUUUUCCGUGAAUGGUUUGCUCAACAGCGUCUCUUUCAUUUCUAUGCUUCGUCUCUUCUUUUCAUUUUUGAGACCGAUCCAACGAAACCGGUGAAUGCAGAUGUCAGAAUGAUUGAUUUCGGUCAUGUUUACCCGGGAAAUGAGCAACUCGACGAUAAUUACACGCACGGAUUAGACAAUUUGAUCUCACUUCUCGAGGAGAUGCUCUUAAAAACU
Mesorhabditis belari is the source of this 1740-nucleotide messenger RNA. The record is from the annotation of a GenBank genome assembly. NCBI's taxonomy places the organism in Eukaryota, Metazoa, Nematoda, Chromadorea, Rhabditida, Rhabditidae.